CUGCCAUUGAACUUACCGGAUACGGAAGGCGACGGGUGACGAAGGAAUCACGUGUCAGCUUUGUUUGUGGCCUGCGUCAUCGUGCGACUCUCUUCGCCGGUUUAGUUUCCUUUCCUCCAACUUUCCUCUGUUCAUUUCUUGGCUAUAGCAUCACACCCAUUUCACUUUGUUCCUCUUUUAUCAACAUUUAUGUCAUCGGAUUCCAUCAGGUCCUCUACAGUAGUCAGUUAGGGCUCCUACGUCGUUCAGCACCGGCCCCGCCUGUUGCCCUGGCUACGAACCCGACCUAUCGUCUUGGGCUUAAUGAACAAGUGGACAAACAUCCACAUCAUUUUUCCUCUGCUCACAACCCCAGACCAACUUGCCAGAAAAGGAGCGAUCGGUGGAUUUCCUUAUCCGUGUCUUGGAAUCCUGACUGGACCCCGUCGCGCCGUGUCACAGUCCUUGCAUCCUUGUCUCUCACCUGUGGUGACCGCACCUGUCCAAGAUUGCGUGCGUUGGUGACCAGUUACCAACUUGACAGACUAGCCAUCUAUUCUCGUCGUCGCGACUUAUCACCUUUCACAUCACACACCAUGUCGGACGAACUUGAUUAUUUACAGCCAGAUUUCGAUCUGAACACCCUCACUGUGCCCCGUUUACGCUCUAUCCUUGUCAGUCACGACGUGUCCUAUCCAGCCUCAGCGAAAAAGGCGCAGUUGGUCCGCAUCCUGGAAGAUGAGGUGCUCCCCCAGGCGAGGAAACUUCUGCGCGACCGUGAGAGGGUCAGGAGAACGAGUGCAGGCAUUACAGAUAUGAGUCGAGAAAACUCUGUCACUGGCGACGAAGACGAGCGCGAUUCGAUGCACCCACCCCCUACCCCAUCGACAACCGGGACCAGGCAAGGUCCUUCACGACGAAGCGUCCGCGGAUCGACUGUGGAAACGGAUGGAGGCUAUGCUCCGGCUACGCCUGCGACGACGAAGCGAAAGUCCGCUGCACGAUCAGUGGGCAAGCACCCUCGUGCUUCAGAUACAGAAACCGGUGAUGACACGAUGGCGACCCCGGUCCCUGCGGUCGGUGCUUCGCCUCGCAAGUCUACCGCGCGGAAGCUUCGACGGAGCUCCGUUCUGCCUUCGACCGAGGUAGAUGAAUACACACCUUCUGUCAAGUCCGAGCCUAGGGAAGAUAGUGUCUUCACGGAUGAGAACCCCUUCCAAAGUGGUAGUCCUUCAGAGGUUAUGAGCACCCGGCGAACUCCUAGUCAUGAUGGAAAGCGGAAGAGUGGUGGGCGGCUAUCUUCGGAGAGCCCUGCUAUUAGAAAUAGCUUGCGAUCCCGCAAGUCAGUUACACCUUCUGCCAUCAAGCAAGAAGAUGGCUAUUAUGCUCCUUCAAGAGAGUCUUUCGACUUUGCAUCGCGUCUCAGACCUACGAAGGAGGAGCCCGAGGAGGAAUCUGAAGAGGAGGAGUCGGAGGAUGAGAGUGAGAGUGAGAUCAUUGCCGGCGAAGAGUUUACCCCAGAGGAGCAACUAGCCCUAGAGAGUGAGCAGUAUGCACCCCUGAUCCAGGCUCGGAAACGGCCGAAGAAGCAGAGCUCGAUUAGUAUCAUGGCAUCAUGGAUUGUCAUUCUCUCCGUGCUGGGUAGCUUCGGUGCCUGGUGGCGCAAAGAGAAGAUCGAGAUCGGUUACUGCGGUCUUGGUAAGCCCACCUGGUCUUUGGCAGAAACCAAUGUGCCAGAAUGGGCUAAUGCCAUUGAACCUCGCUGCGAGCCCUGCCCGCCUCAUGCGUUCUGCUAUCCCGAUUUUGAAGCUCGUUGUGAGCACGACUUCAUCCUCAAGCCUCAUCCUCUUUCUCUGGGUGGUCUUGUGCCUCUUCCGCCGACUUGUGAACCGGAUAGCGAAAAGGCGCGUCGUGUCAAGGCUGUUGCAGACAAGGCCGUUGAAGAGCUUCGCGAGCGGAGGGCCAAGUACGAAUGUGGCGAGUUGAAUGAGGAUGGCAAGCCUACUUCUCCCGAGAUCCCAGAGCCGAAGUUGAAGGAAGAAGUCGCGAAGAAGCGGCGCAAGGGUCUCACCGAGUCUGAGUUUGAUGACCUCUGGAGAGGCGCUCUUGGCGAAAUUAUCGAGAAGGACGAAGUUGUGAGCAACUCCAAGCACGGCGCCCUUGCUAUCACAGACCUUCCGCCGUCCUCAUCCUCAGCUCAACAUCAACUGCCCGACUCCCACUCAGUUGCGCCGCCCGCCGUUACGUCCGAUUGGCUCUCCUCGCGUAUCGACUCCCUCUUUCACUUCUAGUCUUGACAGCCUGCGCUCUGGGUUACGCCCGCGCUCGGGUCCGCGCCCGUCGCUCUGAUAUGGCCCGCGUGCCGGAGUUGGUCGCAACCACACUUGACCGCCUUGCGACGCAGGCUGCGCUGCAUGCCCGUGGCGGUGCGAUAGAGCCUUAUAUUCCAAUUGGCCAGCUCCGCGACGACGUUUUGCGCUCCGAGUUGCACGGAAAGCGCCGCGAAGCACUGUGGCACCGUGUCCGGCGCGUUGUGGAAGGCAACGCUAAUGUGCGUGCUGCCGUUCGCGAGGGACGUAGCGGCGAUGUCGCCCGCUGCUGGGAGUGGAUCGGCGGCAUUGGCGGUGUCAACACCCCUGCUGGCGGCAGCGUGCUUGACAACAGUGCCCGCCGUGACAGUGCACGCUUUUCCCUGCCAUCGCCCUCUGGCAACGUGGGAGUGGAUCAUCAUGAGAUGGUUUCCGAGAGCAAGGGUGAUCCUGCGACCAGCCCUAGACAAUCCCGCCGAUGGGACGAAGGCCGACCAAUCUAUUAAUUUGACGGGUCCGUUUUCGCUGUCAUAUUGAUAUUGGGCAGCUUUGCAUGACCUUGGCCAUUGUUUUGAUAUCCCAAAACUUCGGCUGGCUUCCAUGCGAGACGGCUAUCUUUUCCCGCUCGUGAGCUUUACCCCCGUUACGUCCAGUGGUCUUUCUUCGAGCUCCUUUCACGUACAUAUUUUUCUACCUUUUGCUGUUUAUUCUAGUCUUCUUUAUGCUACCAUGUUCAAUACCCAUCACUCUCUUGAGAUUUCUUUCAGUCUUUUCUCUCCACUUACCUAACUUUGUACCGCCUAAUACCCGCGUCCUCUCGUGGGGUCCUCCUGUGGCGCAAUGCCUUCAGUAGCUAGAACGUACAUGCGUCGACAAGGCCGAUCAUUUCCUCAAUGGAUCGCUCCAUUUCCAGCUCACGCAGAGAUCCUUCCUUCUCGAUCUCAAGCAUUGUGGCGCUCAUCGUAUCCCGUGAUCUAACCCUGGCCAACUGCUCCUACGAUGUCAAUCGUGGCUGACGCCCUCAAUGUCCAAGCCUGG
Molecule: messenger RNA, 3326 nt
Organism: Penicillium brasilianum
Lineage: Eukaryota; Fungi; Ascomycota; Eurotiomycetes; Eurotiales; Aspergillaceae
Source: the annotation of a GenBank genome assembly